This is a messenger RNA of Mercurialis annua (annual mercury), 1376 nucleotides long. Its product is annotated as COMPASS-like H3K4 histone methylase component WDR5A. NCBI's taxonomy places the organism in Eukaryota, Viridiplantae, Streptophyta, Magnoliopsida, Malpighiales, Euphorbiaceae. The coding region runs from base 37 to 1017 and encodes 326 amino acids. Gene Ontology annotation, molecular function: histone binding. The record is from RefSeq and is a predicted model, not a curated record. Gene Ontology annotation, cellular component: Set1C/COMPASS complex. The transcript has 2 exons.
CAAAAUUCCCUAAAACCCCAAGAAAACAAAAGAACAAUGUCCAUGACAGACAGCACCACCACCACAGCAACAACUGAAUCCUACAAACCCUACAAUCUAACCCAAACCCUAACCCCCCACAAACGCGCAAUCUCCUCCCUCAAAUUCUCCUCUGACGGCCGUUUCCUCGCCUCCUCCUCCGCCGAUAAAACCCUAAAAACCUACUCCCUCUCCCCCUCCAACCCUCCCUCCUCCCCUCUCACCCCUCUCCACGAAUUCCACGGCCACGAACAGGGCGUCUCCGAUGUCGCAUUCUCCUCCGAUUCCCGCUUCCUCGUCUCCGCCUCCGACGACAAAACCAUCCGCCUCUGGGACGUCACUACCGGGUCCCAAAUUAAAACCCUAAAUGGCCACACCAAUUAUGUGUUCUGCGUCAAUUUUAACCCGCAGUCGAAUAUGAUCGUGUCGGGUUCGUUCGAUGAAACGGUGCGGAUUUGGGAUGUGAAAAGUGGGAAAUGUUUGAAGGUAUUGCCGGCUCAUUCUGACCCGGUGACUGGGGUUGAUUUUAAUCGAGACGGGUCGAUGAUUGUUUCGAGUAGCUAUGAUGGGUUGUGUAGGAUUUGGGAUUGUGGGACUGGGCAUUGUAUGAAGACUUUGAUUGAUGAUGAGAAUCCGCCUGUUUCUUUUGUUAAAUUCUCUCCUAAUGGCAAGUUUAUUCUUGUUGGUACUCUUGAUAACACUUUGAGGCUGUGGAAUCUCUCAACAGGGAAAUUUCUAAAGACGUAUACUGGACAUUUGAACUCGAAAUUCUGCAUUUCUUCUGCCUUUUCUAUAACAGAUGGGAAGUAUAUUGUGAGUGGUUCGGAGGAUAACUGCGUAUAUUUGUGGGAACUUCAGAGCAGGAAAGUGGUUCAGAAAUUGGAAGGUCACACUGACACUGUAAUAUCCGUCGCAUGUCAUCCUACCCAAAACAUGAUUGCAUCUGGUGCUCUUGGCAAGGAUAAUACUGUAAGGAUCUGGACUCAAGAAAAACAAUGAUUCAUUAUAUGGGGAGCCAUUUACAUAACUUGAUUUAUCUGUGUAUAAGUGAAGAUUUUGACCCUCGGUGUUGAACAAUUGUUGCAAUUUCCAGGUGAGAUUAUGAGAUUCCUACCUUGGUGUUGGUUACAACUUGCUGUAUCAUUAAAACUACCUAACCCGAUGUACUUAAAACUUCAGACUUUUAUGAGCGUAGAGUAACAGUAGUUUUUCUUUUGGUCAUAUGACUCAUAUUGAGCUAUAACCAUAUAGUCUCCGUCUCUGUUGUCUCCCUCUUUAAAUAGAGCGACUUUCAAAUAUGUAAGUUCAUAUUUCAUGAAGAAAUUAUACUCUAUGAUUAAUUUUUUCUAAAAUUUACA